AUGCAUCGGUGGGCCUCCUACACCUACCUCUCCCUGGGCUUCUAUUUCGAUCAAGAGGAUGUAGCUCUGGAGGGUGCUAGCCCGGGAGAAGCACUGCGAGGGCGCAAAAAUGCAAAACCAGCCCUGCGGCUGCAUCCUCUUGCAGGAUGUGCAGAAACCAUCUCAAAAACCCAGGAUGCUAUGGAAGCUGACAUUCUCAUGGAGAAGAAUAUGAACCAGGCCCUUUUGGAUCUGCAUACCCAGGGUUCUGUCCACAUAGACCCCCACCUCUGUGACUUCCUGGAGAGCCACAGCCUAGAUGAGCAGAUGAAACUCAUCAAGAAGAUGGGCGACACCUGA
Eubalaena glacialis (North Atlantic right whale) is the source of this 339-nucleotide messenger RNA. Its product is annotated as ferritin light chain-like. NCBI's taxonomy places the organism in Eukaryota, Metazoa, Chordata, Mammalia, Artiodactyla, Balaenidae. The transcript has a single exon. Gene Ontology annotation, molecular function: ferric iron binding; ferrous iron binding. The coding region runs from base 1 to 339 and encodes 112 amino acids. The record is from RefSeq and is a predicted model, not a curated record. Gene Ontology annotation, cellular component: cytoplasm. Gene Ontology annotation, biological process: iron ion transport; intracellular iron ion homeostasis.